AUGUGCCUCAACCUCGCCCAAACGGGGCUCUCGUUCCACACAACUAAAGAACGCAUCGUUCGCGCCGAGAAUGCUAGUGUCAACGGUUUCGAGACUCUUGGUCACUACGCCGGCGGCGUCGUCGCUGCCAAUGUCGUUGGUGCUGACGCCCCGACUAUCAAUAUCCUCUCCCUAGCCUAUGUAGCUUCUCGCAUCUUCUACACCUUCGUCUAUGUCGUCCUUCGGGAGGAUUUGAAGAGAUUCGCAAGUUUGCUCCUCUAUGCACUCUCAUCUGAUUCGUGGGCCAGACGGUUACCGCCACCCUGUUCUUCAAGGCCGCGGGCGCCUUGUCCACCUGAUUCGCUUCCGGGUUCCUCUUGUGACGUGUGCAAUUGCACUGUUACGUCUCUCUCGGACGAAGCUGGCAGUCCACCCCCACGUCUCGAGCGCACGUCGAUAGUACAGGGUACCGCCCACACGGUUUUCGAGGCUUCGCCAGACGUGCUUCUCCCGGAGCUCGCCGAACGGUCCGACUCGCCUCACCUUGCCAUAAACCCCUGCAAGUUGAGCUUCUGA
Messenger RNA from Verticillium alfalfae VaMs.102, 555 nucleotides. RefSeq lists its product with no specific name. NCBI's taxonomy places the organism in Eukaryota, Fungi, Ascomycota, Sordariomycetes, Glomerellales, Plectosphaerellaceae. The record is from RefSeq and is a predicted model, not a curated record. Gene Ontology annotation, cellular component: membrane. The coding region runs from base 1 to 555 and encodes 184 amino acids. The transcript is spliced from 3 exons.